This is a messenger RNA of Miscanthus lutarioriparius, 636 nucleotides long. The record is from the annotation of a GenBank genome assembly. NCBI's taxonomy places the organism in Eukaryota, Viridiplantae, Streptophyta, Magnoliopsida, Poales, Poaceae.
AUGUCGAGGACGGCCGCAGCGUUCGUGCUCGCGUGCCUCGCCGUGACGACGGCGGCGGCGGCGCUGGCGGAUGGCGCGCUGCUCCCGUGGUUCGGCGACGGCAGGCGCGACGAGGCCGCGGCGGUGUCGCCGCUGUCCGACGUGGGCCUCCUGGCGGACCCGUUCCGGAUCCUGGAGCACGUCCCCUUCGGGUUCGACCGGGACGACGUGGCCAUGGUGUCCAUGGCGCGCGUGGACUGGCGCGAGACCCCCGACGCGCACGAGAUCGUGGUGGACGUGCCCGGGAUGCGCAGGGAGGACCUCAAGAUCGAGGUGGAGGACAACCGGGUGCUGCGCGUCAGCGGCGAGCGGCGGCGCGCGGAGGAGCGCAGGGGCGACCACUGGCACCGCGAGGAGCGCUCCUACGGCAGGUUCUGGCGCCAGUUCCGCCUCCCCGAGAACGCCGACCUCGACUCCGUCGCCGCCAGCCUCGACAACGGCGUCCUCACCGUGCGGUUCCGGAAGCUGGCGCCCGAGCAGAUCAAGGGCCCGCGCGUCGUCGGGAUCGCCGGGGGAGACGGUGACGGCGACGCCAAGAAGAGCAUCGGCGGCGCUGGCGCCGGGGAUGAUCAUCAGGCCAAGAAGGUGGAGCUCUGA